This is a messenger RNA of Drosophila ficusphila, 4447 nucleotides long. RefSeq names its product cytochrome P450 4p2-like. The transcript has 22 exons. The record is from RefSeq and is a predicted model, not a curated record. NCBI's taxonomy places the organism in Eukaryota, Metazoa, Arthropoda, Insecta, Diptera, Drosophilidae. The coding region runs from base 88 to 4344 and encodes 1418 amino acids. Gene Ontology annotation, molecular function: monooxygenase activity; oxidoreductase activity, acting on paired donors, with incorporation or reduction of molecular oxygen; iron ion binding.
UACAGCUUGGGUUUCGCCGACUUCCAUGUUAUCGAUGCACAUAAUGCCGGAAACGUGCUGAGUGAUCCGAACCUGGUUACCAAGAGCAUGGCGUACGAUUUCCUUCACCCAUUUAUAAGAACUGGAGUUUUAACGGCGCCACAAGGAAAGUGGCACUCACGGCGAGGUAUGCUCGCAAGGACUUUCCACUUCGAUAUAUUAAACCAGUUUCAAAACAUCUUCGUAGCGGAGAGCUUAAAGUUCGUUCACCAAUUCGAAGAUCAAAACGAGUGCAUUGUUUCGUUGAGAGACCGAAUAGCUACUUUCACUCUGAACAACAUUUGUGAAACUGCAAUGGGCGUUAAGCUAGAUGAACUGGCCGAGGAGGGUGAUCGCUACAGAGAGAAUUUCAAAAUAAUUGUUGAAGGAUUCAUAAGAAGAAUAAGCAAUCCCCUUUUCUGGGGCGAUUGUGUAUACAACAUUUUUGCAGCUAAAGAUUAUGCCAAUGCUAUUAAAGUGGUUCACGAAUUUUCCAACGAAAUAAUUGCCAGGCGUAGAAUUCUUUUGGAGGAGGAAUUACAUUAUCGACGUGCCACUCAAACGGCUGAAGAUGAUAUAUGCGUCGUUAGACAUAAACCAUUUGCCAUGCUGGAUACCUUGAUUUGCGCUGAAAAAGAUGGACUCAUAGACAAUAUUGGCAUUUGCGAGGAGGUGGACACUCUGAUGGCUGAGGGUUUCGAAACCACCUCCAUCAGCCUUAUAUUUGCGCUCUUGAAUAUGUCCCUUUACCCUGAACACCAGGAACUUUGCUUCCAGAAGAUACAGAAGCACAUUGACGAUGAUUUAAGCAACCUUAACAUCGGUCAAUUGAAUAAGCUGAGCCAUCUUCAUUGCUUCGUGAAGGAAUCCAUGCGUCUUUAUCCCCCUAUUCCUUUGAUUGGUCGACAGACAAUCGAAGAAACCGAAUUAGAUAAUGGGUUAAUCCUACCGAAGCGAUCCCAGAUAAACAUACACGUCUUUGACAUGCAUCGCAACCCCAAAUACUGGGAUUCCCCUCUCGAGUUUCGACCGGAAAGAUUCCUGCCGGAGAAUUGCCAAAAUCGACAUCCAUACGCCUAUAUUCCAUUCAGUGCUGGUCCACGAAACUGUAUUGGUCAAAAAUUCGCCAUGCAGGAGGAGACAACUCGCGUGGAACGACAGCUGAGAGCCGAAAACACAAACAGUACUCAGAGUGGAUCCAUCGGAUCAAGUUCGACGAAAAUGAUUUGGGUUCUUUGGCUCUGUGUCGCGAUAAGUGUGAUUGCGCACUGGCUGUAUAAGGUAAACAAAGACUACUGCAUUCUGGCCUUUUUCGCCAGGAGAGUUCGGACCAAGGAUGGGAGACCUCUGGAGAGCUUGGUUCCCAUGCCAAAGGGAACCACCUUCUUUGCCAACUGCUUUGAUUUUUAUGGAAAAAACGCUGCCGAAGUGUUUGGCUACUUUCGCCACUUGGCAAAGUCGUUCGGACAGAGCUACCUUCUUUAUGCCAUGGGAUAUUCCAACUACAACGUUAUAGAUGCCCACAAUGCGGCAAACGUACUCAACCACCCGAAUCUGAUAACGAAGAGUGCGAUAUACAAUUUCCUCCAUCCAUUCAUAAGAACCGGCGUAUUGACAGCAUCAGAGAAAAAAUGGCACUCAAGACGAGGAAUGCUGGCCAGGACUUUCCAUUUGGAUAUACUAAACCAGUUUCAAGAGAUCUUUAUAGCAGAGAGUCUCAAGUUCGUUAAGCAGUUCGAUGAUCAAAAUGAAUGCGUUAUCUCCUUAAAAGACCACAUAGCCAGAUUCACCCUGAACAGCAUUUGUGAAACUGCCAUGGGCAUUAAACUCGACGAAAUGGCAGAGAAGGGUGAUCGCUACCGAGAGAAUUUCCAAAGAAUCGACGAAGGUUUUACCAGGCGGCUAAGCAAUCCCUUCUAUUGGGACGAUUGCGUAUAUAACCUGUUUGCAGCGCGGGAUUAUGCUUUGGCCCUGAAAAUGGUUCAUGAGUUUUCCAGCGAGAUUAUUGCCAAGCGUAGAAUUCUUCUGGAGGAAGAACUGGAAUACCGACGUGCUACCCAAACGGCUGACGAUGAUAUAUGUGUCUCAAGAAAAAAACGAUUUGCCAUGCUGGACACCUUGAUUUGUGCUGAGAAGGAUGGUCUGAUUGACAGAAGUGGUGUCUGUGAGGAGGUGGACACCUUGAUGGCCGAAGGAUUCGAAACAACCUCCAUUGGUCUUGUAUUUGCCCUUCUGAACAUGUCUGUUUAUGCUGAACAGCAGGAACUCUGCUACCAAGAAAUCCAACAGCAUAUUGAAGAUGACCUAAGCAACCUGGACCUUAGUCAACUGAAUAAACUACGCCACAUUCACAACUUCUUGAGGGAAACCAUGCGUCUGUAUCCUUCUAUUCCCAUCAUGGGUCGUCAGACUAUUGAAGAAACUGAGCUAGAAAACGGAUUAAUCCUGCCCAAACGUUGUCAGAUCAACAUACAUGUCUUCGACAUCCAUCGCAGUCCCAAGUACUGGGAUUCCCCAGAAGAAUUUCGACCAGAGAGAUUCCUGCCAGAGAACUGCCAGAAUCGGCAUCCCUACGCCUACAUUCCAUUCAGUGCUGGACAAAGAAAUUGCAUAGGUCAAAAGUACGCCAUGCAGGAGAUGAAAACCCUGAUAGUGGUCAUCCUCAAGCAGUUCAAGAUCCUGCCCGUUAUCGAUCCAAAGUCCAUUGUCUUCCAAAUGGGUAUAACCCUGCGCUUCAAGAACAAAAUACAAGUCAGGCUUGCGAGGCGGAAAUACACAAUGAUAGUUUUUUGGCUGGUUGUUGCCUUGAGUGUGCUGCUGCACUGGCUCUACAAGAUCAACAAGGAUUACUAUAUUCUUUCCUUCUUCUGCAAGAGAGUUAAAACCAAGGAUGGGAGACCCGUAGAGAGCAUUGCACCCAUUCCAAAGGGCAAAACUAUAUUUGCUCACAACUUUGACUUGUACGGCAAAGAUCACGCUGGUGUUUUUCAACACUCGCGUGAUCGCGCCAAAUCAAUGGGUGCUAGUUACAUUGAGUACGGGGUUGGCACUGCUAUUUUUAACAUCAUCGAUGCGGAUAAUGCUGAAAAUGUACUUAACCACCCGAAUCUGAUUACUAAGGGAUUGGUCUACAACUUCUUGCAUCCAUUUUUGAGAACUGGCUUGUUGACAUCAACUGAAAAGAAAUGGCACGCACGUCGCAAGAUGCUAACCCCUACUUUCCAUUUCAACAUACUUAAUCAGUUCCAGGAAAUUUUCAAGACGGAAAGCCUUAAAUUUCUACAAAAAUUUCACGGUCACGAUGAGUUGACAAUAUGUUUAAACGAUGUUAUACCAAGGUUUACCCUGAACAGCAUUUGUGAGACCGCCAUGGGUGUUAAAUUGGAUGAGAUGGCCGAGAAGGGAGAUCGUUACCGGGAGAACUUUAGCCAAAUAGAAGAAUGUUUCAUCCGUCGUUUGAGUAACCCGCUUUUGUGGGGAGACACUCUGUUCAACUUGUUUGCAGCCAAGGAUUAUGCAGCUGCCCUCGAUGUGGUCCAUGGAUUUUCAAGCGAGAUCAUUGCGAAGCGGAGAGUUUUGCUGGAGGAUGAGCUCGAUAACCGAAGAGCAACCAGGACCGCAGACGAUGAUGUGUUCAUCACCAAGAAACGGUUCGCCAUGUUGGACACCCUGAUUUGCGCUGAGAAGGAUGGCCUAAUCGAUCACAUUGGCAUUUGUGAGGAGGUGGACACUCUGAUGUUCGAGGGCUACGAUACCACCUCAAUUGGUCUAAUAUUUGGUCUCAUGAACAUGUCCUUGUAUCCCGACAAGCAAGAGAAAUGCUUCCAGGAAAUUCAGGAGCACAUAGAAGAUGACCUAUCCAACUUGGACGUGGGUCAAUUGAGUAAACUGAAGUACCUGGAAUACUUUAUGAAGGAAACCAUGCGACUUUACCCCUCGGUUCCCAUUAUGGGUCGUCAAACCAUUAAGGAGACGGAGCUGGCCAAUGGUCUGAUCCUGCCCAAGGGUUCCCAAAUAACCGUUCAUGUCUUCGACAUCCAUCGCAAUGCAAAGUACUGGGAUUCCCCAGAAGAGUUCCGCCCGGAGAGAUUCCUACCCGAGAACUCCCAGGACCGUCACACUUAUGCCUAUAUUCCUUUCAGUGCUGGUCAGAGGAAUUGUAUUGGUCAAAAGUAUGCCAUGCAGGAAAUGAAAACGCUAAUGGUGGCCGUUCUAAAGCAGUUUAAGAUUCUACCAGCAAUUGAUCCCAAAGAUAUUGUCUUCAAUACGGGUAUUACUCUGCGCACCCAAAACAAGAUAAACGUAAAGCUUGCAAGGCGAAAGUAGUUCAACUUCUUAAUUAUAUAAAUGUGUAUUCAAACGGAAGAAUUGCCUUGUAAAUUUUGUAUAUUUUAAAUACGCUACUUAAUUAAAUUUUCCCAAACCAAAA